AUGGCAGACCAUGGUGGAGAUGCCCCGGCUGUACCUCCGCCAAUCUAUCAACUUCCAGACUGGGAGACGAUAACUCAUCCUCCUAAACCUCGUCAAUCGCUGUUAGGCCGUAUCCUUCCUUCGAGGGAUGUUCUGGAUGAACCACCAUCCGCCUCAGUUCAACGCACAACAACCGCAGACCUUGAGCAAGCCAAAGAAGAACCUGGUCGAGCGUCUACGCUCCCAACAUAUGCUCCUUCAACUGCUGAGAACAAUACGGCAAAAUCUAGGCUCGUUUCUUCGUUGCAUAAGCGCCUAGAUUUGGUAUUUCCGCCACAUCGAACCUACUUCGGACGCUCGCGACGCUUUCUGUUUCUCUGCAUUGUCCUGCCUAUCGCCAUAUUCCUCUUCGUCCUUACCCCGCUGGCCAUCGGCCUCGGCGUUGGCCUAUCACGCCGCUCGUCCAAGACGCAAAACUUGCCUCUGCCGAGCAACAAGAGCGUGUUUACUGGCGACUUAACAUACUACGAGCCUUCUCUGGGUGCGUGCGGCAUACAGUCGAACAGCGGCGAGGAUAUCGUCUCCGUGUCUCACAUUAUCUUCGAUGCCGCGAGCCAAGGAUCUGAUCCGAACGCGAAUCCGCUUUGUGGGAUGAAAAUCAGAGUUACGAGAGACUUUGUCGAAGCCGGCAUGGGGAACCGGAGCGUGGACGUUACUGUGGUGGACCGAUGCGUCGGUUGUGCAGCUACAGAUCUGGAUCUAAGUACUGCCGUGUUCGAGCAGCUAGCACUGCUGAACACCGGAAGGGUGGUUGGCAAUUGGGCGUGGUUGAGCUGA
Daldinia childiae is the source of this 816-nucleotide messenger RNA. RefSeq lists its product as uncharacterized. The record is from RefSeq and is a predicted model, not a curated record. The coding region runs from base 1 to 816 and encodes 271 amino acids. The transcript has a single exon. NCBI's taxonomy places the organism in Eukaryota, Fungi, Ascomycota, Sordariomycetes, Xylariales, Hypoxylaceae.